Messenger RNA from Trichobilharzia szidati, 11013 nucleotides. Lineage: Eukaryota; Metazoa; Platyhelminthes; Trematoda; Strigeidida; Schistosomatidae. The record is from the annotation of a GenBank genome assembly.
UGGGAUAACACCGACAUCACGGAAGUUUGUGUUUCCUGGACGCUGUAACGUAUUGCGUGUUUCAGUAAAGGUGGCCUAUUACAUUUGUUUGUAUUAGUGGAUUGCCAAAGGCGGAAAAUAUGAAAUAGUACCAAGUUGACCUUAGAUAUUUCAUGCGGAGGUUAGUGGUCAACUGAAAGGCCUCAAUAAUCCUCAUCUCCUUGUCCUAAACCUUCUUAUAAAUGAACACACCAACACAACAAUUUUCAAAGAAUGAUAACAUUCCUGAAUCUUCGCCUGGUCCUGAAGCCACGGAAAGUACUACAAAUAAGCCAGAUGACAGUGAUUUGUUGAAUCGGUCUGCAUUUCGAAGGGAUAGUGGUUCACGUUCGGCCACAAAAAAGGUUAAGAUCGUGGAUCCUAAACAGAAUGUUGAGGGCGAUUCUGAUGAAGAAGAUUCCAUAUCACAACAUAAUACUGGUAAUAUUCCCGUGCUUGGUGAAUCAGUCUCUGCUGUUAAUUGUGGUCAGACAAAUGACCAACAGGCAGCUUCUGCAGCUUCCAUCGAUCGCAAAAAGACGAAGGAGGAACGGAAGAAAGAACGUGAGAAAAAGAAAGAGGAGGAGAUGUUAAAAAAGUAUCAGGCAGAGCAGGAAGCUAAACAAAAAAUAUCAGCGAAGUCUAAAUGUGGUCGGUGGAUAAAGCAUAAUUUAAAGAUUGGUGAAGGGGGCUAUAAAUUUGUUUACCGUGGAUACGAUAGCGUUGAGGCAAGAAACGUUGCGUGGUGUGAAUUUAAACGUGAACAUGUUGAUACUAAAGAAAAGCGUCAGGCAAUGUUCCGAGAGACAGAAAUUAUGUUAAAAAUGAACCACCCCCACAUCGUCAGGUGUUUUGAUGUUUUCAGGGAGUGGAUAGAUAUGGAAGAUCCAAACAAUCAAAUUGAAGAGAAAGGAGUUGUGAUUAUUCAAGAAUUGAUGGGUGAAGGGACCUUAAAAAGUAUUAUUAGAAAGAAUUUCCUAGAUGGUCAGUGUAUACUUAAGUUCCCCCUUAUCACACGUUGGUGGCAUCAAAUCUUAGAUGCUUUGCGUUAUAUGCAUCACAAAAUACAACCACCUAUUUUACAUAGGGAUUUGAAAGCCGAUAACUGCUUUUUGUAUGGUGCUUCAGAUGAAGAGUAUUUGAAUGUGAAGGUUGGAGAUUUCGGUUUGGCUACUCAUGUUAGCAAUAGCGGAAGGAAAACCAUGCUUGGUACUCUUGGUUUUAUGGCACCAGAAAUUUUCGAUGAAAAAUAUGAUGAAAAAGUCGAUAUAUAUGCAUUCGGUAUGCUGAUGCUAGAAGUGAUGACAAAUCGUACACCGUACGAUGAGUGUGAGACAGUUUUGCAAGUAGCCGCUAAAACGAUGUCUGGUCAAGGUCCUGAUAUCAUGCAAAUGGUGUCAAACCCUUCCUUACGUGAGGUAAUAUGCGCAUGCAUACAACCCUUAACGUGUUUUCGUCCUACUGCUGAUGAGUUGUAUUUCCAUCCGUUAUUUCAACCGAAAACUUUACCAGUAGAAGUAGAGCCAAACUACGAUAACGCUACAGAUCGUGCCGAGGUAUUAGAUCGUUUUGUGCGAUCUCUUGGUAAUCCAGAAACGCGUAAUCCGAAUUUCAACUUGCGGUUAAGAUUUCGAGAUAAAAAGAUGUUACAAGAACUGGGAUUGGAUGAUGGUGAAUCAUUGGAAUUCGAUUUAGAUAUAUAUAAAGCUGAGGAUCAGGAUAUUCCCGACUUAAUUCAUAAUUUAAGACUUGGAUAUGAAGAUAAGUUGUGGCGGGUAUUUGAAAAUCCUAAACAACCUGAUAAGAAAAUUGUUUCAAAUCAUCUAGAUAAACUUUUCAGCAGUAUACGACUACAAAUGCAAUUUCUAGUGAAAGUUUUAUUGGGUAAACGGUGGAAAGCGAUUCUCGACUCAUUGGUUGAAGAGCAGCGUACACGAAAGAAGCAAGAAGGUGCUUCAACUAUUGAUGAAGACGACCAAAGUGAUACAGAUGCUUAUGACACAAGCAGCUUCACUAUUAUCGGGAAGUAUAAGAGCAAAUGGAACAGAGCCAAAAAAUUGUUAGAAAAAGAAAUCCAGGCUUAUAGGAAUUUGACAGCGGUUUCUUCCGCCGGUUCCUCAGCUGUUACAUGCAAUGCAGUUACUACUGGUGCACCUGCUGUAGCUGUUUCAGGUACUUCUGUUACUCCGUUAAUUGUUGGAGGUAUGACCCAGCCGCAGAUGGAUACAAACCACAUCCCUCUUAGCGGGACUAAUAUUAUGACUCCUGGGCAGAUUCCUCCAGGCCCUCAAAGUAAGAUAAGCACCGAAUCCAUUGAUAUGCAUUGUCAGAACUUAGAGGGUUCUAACCAGGUUUCUGUUGCAAAUAGUGGUUUAACAUCAAUUGGUAAAUUUACUGUCACGAUCCCACCAAGCGCCACAGCCGCACCGGUCACUCCUAAUAUUCUCCCGCUGUUGUCUAAUAAUGGGUCAACACCAACCCCAACUCCAGCUUCAACACCGAUACCACCACAGAAUACUGCAACCCAAAAGACCUCAGAACCUCAUAUCUCUGCGUAUCCGAAUAAUUCAUCUGUUCAACAUCCAUCAUCUAUUUCAAUGAAUACCGAUGUAAACGCAGUUGCUAGACGACCAGUUUCUGACCACAGCACUGCAUGUAAUACAACAUACAUUUCUUCACAGCCAUCUGUUGUUUCACUAGCUGGGGCUUCACAACAGGGAGUGAGUCAAAAGCAACCACUACAAUUUCAGACACAACAAUCUGCUCCUGUAAUGAGUACACCUCAGAGUCAGGCAGGUGUUUUCGUUCCUUCUCAGGCAUCUGUAGGCAAGUCAGAUGCUGAAGUUAUUGCAGCGAAUAAUAUGGAUACGAUUGCUCGUUCAGCCAUGAUACUUCAACAGGUGCUUCAGGGGAUUACAUCAACUUCAGUAGCCAAUUCGUGUAUUCCAUCUUCAGAAACUGUCUUGGGUUCCCAAAUGCAAACUAUUCAACAACCUGUGCCAGUAUCUACUUCAGGAAAUUGUAUACUGGCGACCGGAUUUCCCAGUCCUAACCAACAGAUAAUUGUAAAUCAGCAACAGCAAAUGAUGCUCGCAGCUGCAGCUGCCAUUGCAGAACAAGCAGUGACAGCGGCUACAACUGCAGCUGGUCAGCUAUCAUCCACCCCUUUAUCACAGAUUAGUAAUAUGGCGCAGCAGAACUCUACGGGUUUAGGCUGCGCAACCAGCCAUUUUAGUGGUCUGCAGUCGAAUGCAGUCUCAUGUUGCUCUGAUCAAGAGGGGGUGAAUCAAGGUCAAUUGGUCAACACUGGUUUCAUGGUUCCACUUCUUAGUGAUAGUCAUUCGACAAUGCAACAAUUACAACAGCCUACAAUACAGCACAAUCAACAGUUUCAAUCACAGGUUACAGCAAUGAACGUAAAUGAUAAUACUGCUUCAAGUAUGCCGUCUAUGACUCCUGGUUUAGGGGUUAUCGGUCAGAAUACUUCUGCUCCUCAGAAUGAAGGUUUUGUUCAACCUGAAUCCGAUAUUCACCAAAAAACCGAUCAAUCUCAAUUACUGAUGAAUUCAGAGCAAGUUUCACUCAUAAAUCAAUUAACUGAAGUUCUUAUGAAUAAUGCAGCUCAAGGACUUCUUCUAAGCGGAAACAAUUAUAUGCUCAAUUCACAGCCGACUCAGCAAACAAUGCCAAAUAAUCAGCCAGCGUUAUCACAACUCCCAUCAAGACAAGUUUCUCUACAACAUCAACAACACCAACAGCCGCAGCAGCAACAGCAAAAUCAGCCUAGAAACACAGCUCCAACCUUUAAACCUAUUGAACGAAGAACAAGGAAAAAAGUGAAAUCAAAACCCCGAUAUGUUUUACGUGUUACUAAAAUUGAAAGGGAUUUUGAAGGCUGUGAACCUGAUAAUUUACGACCAACAUUCUAUUUAGAGAUGCCAGAUUUGAAUAAUCCAAACAAUGAAUUAUGGAAGAUCACUUUUCGCUGUAAUUUAUCUGAUACACCAGAAGAUAUAAAGCUGUUUCAAGGAUCUGGGUAUACUCCAGCUAAUGAGGAUAUCGAUCGUGCAGCCAAAGAAGCAGUUAUGACUCUACUAGAAGCUCUACGUAAUGAUGUCAAUUCAGUGAAGUUGAACCAAGAUUAUAUUUUUUAUCCUCGACCAUCGAGUGCUGCACUUGAUCAGACAUCAUCAAUUUCACAUUUACCUAAUUCGUUGAAUAACACUUCUCAAGUUCAGUGUAAUGCACCUGUUAACUCUGCGUUUACUGGUUCAUUCGGUGCUGGCGGUGUUGCCGUACAGAAUACUAAUACUGGUUUAACUUAUCCAUCAGCUGCUACACAUGAUGGCUCAGCUUUCAUGUCGCAUUUUGAAGAAAUUCAACCGUUGGACUCUAAAAAUCAUGAGGAUGAGGAUGAAUUCAGUGAAAAUUCUCGACCUUUAUCUCCAGUUGAUAAUGUAAAUCAACCAAUGAAUUUUCCCUUUCAACCUGUAAUUAAUGGUGUUGAAACUCUGAACAAUUAUAAAACAUCGAACAGCAGUCAAUGUAUGUCCUACUAUACCGUUUCAUCGUGUGCUGAAAGUUUACCUUCAUCUGAUUCAAUCCAAAGUAGCAGUAAACCUAGAAGUGAAUUAAGAGAAAUGACUGAAAGUGCUGUUGGAUCUGAUGUGCCAAAUAAUAACUUUGUUCCUCAGUCUUUGUUACCAAUGAAUUUAAAUUAUGUGAAUGAUAUCUUGUCUCUUGCUGGUGGUCGUGCAGAAAAUGGUGUAAACUUUAUCAGUUGUCAACCUGGUUUAGAGGAAGUACCGCCACUUGUUCCACCUCAUAGUGACAAACCUGGUGCUAAUUUCGUUGGAGAUUCAGGAUCAACUUCGUGCAAUGAAUCAACAUCGUAUGAUCCAUCGAUGAGUACUCAACCUGAUAAUAAUACAGCUUAUCAAGGAUAUGCUGGUCAAUCAAUGUAUACUACACAGCAGCCAAACCACGUUUCUUGUAACCAGGGUGGAGUGAAUUAUACCUCCUCAUCUCCUUUCAAUCCUGAAGGAUUAGUUACUGUCACAAUCACUAUUCCUAGUGUGUUGGAAACCACUUUAAGGAGUUUAAUUACUAAAUUGUGUUCCAAUCCGUCUCAUCCCUGCAUCCUAGUACCAACCUUAGAGUCUAAUGACCCUUCAUCUGUUCCUCAUUGUUCGAGUGUACGUGUAGUUGAUAUACCAGAAGGACACAUUUUUGUAGGUGUUCCUGGAGAUGGACGAGUGCCAUCUGGUGCCUAUUUGCGUAGUACGUUUCUAACAAGUGCCAAGAACGAUACUGAAAAGGCAUUUGUUCUUGUCGCAGAUACUCAUUCUGAUGAUAGUUUCUCUGGACCACACAUAUACAAACUUCCAAGAGACUCAGCGCUUAUUUUAACACAUAAUGGCAACAUUCAUUUACUAGAUAGACCUGCUCUAGUUGUUCCGGUGCGUUCAGUAGACCAAAAUCAAAGUGUCAGUCCACCAAGUUCCCCUGAUCAUAGUUCUGGGAUACAGCCAAUUGUAUCAUCCGUGUAUGUUCGUGAGUUGCCUAUGCCAGCUGAUACAGACGCACUAAGUUUUGAUGAUGUACUCGCUUUACUAUUGGCUCUUCGUGAUGCACCUCAAGGUGCUAUGCAGCCGUAUCAUUUAAAUAUGACCAUGAAUGCCGAUAAUGAAAAUACUCAGAUUGAGUCAAAAACUAGUGUAGGUGACAGUGCUCCAGGGGCUGAAUCUUUAAGUCGUCGAUCGUCUGCAGCUGCAACAGUAGGUCCUACCAAUUCUGGAUUUUAUGCUUCGCAAGCACAACCUGCAUCUACAUCUGGGAUGACUCCUAGCCAACCAUCACAAAGCUUACUAAGUCAACCACAGCAAAUCCAAAAUCCACAUCAAACAGGUAUGCAGUCAGCCCCUCAAUUUCCAAUCCCUGUAAGUAUGGGUCAUCAAUCUACCAACCAACCGCCAGGUGCAGUUUCUUCAAAUGUUGCUGCUUCCCGACUAUCUUUGCCUAAUCAAAUGCACCCUUUUAUCCAACCGAUUGGUCAACCAUCACCAUUACAGUCAAUUCCACCAUCGACUAUGGAUUCUCAUAAUCCUGGUGCUACUGCAUACAUGAAUCAAUCAUAUCCUUCAAACGAUGUUAUUCAGUCGAGUCAAUCCAUGAUUGCUCAAAAUCAAUUGUCUUUACCCGUGAACAAUGUCUAUUUGCAACAACAGCUGUUAUCCAUGAAGACACAACCAGAACACAUGUCAGUCACUAACCAAACUCAUAUAAAUCCUUCCUGUCUAUCAAAUUUACAACAAUCUAUAAUGCAACAACAGGCUCAUUUACCCACACAGCCAACACAACCAAAAGAAUCCCAACAGCAGGCAGUGAUUCAGCCAAAUACACAGCAACUCAUACAACUGUUGUCUGCUUUGAAUACUUUGCAAGCCUUGGAUCAGGUACCUCAGUUAUUAUCAAAUCUUUUAAAGACUUCCAGUCAAGUUACUAAUCCAUCCUCUAAAUCAGUGACAAAUCCAGGUGUUGUCAGUACUGCUCCAAGUGUAGGUGUAGUUCGACAUCAAAGACAACUUUCUCCUCCAGUGUCCACACAAUCUGCAGCACCUGCCUCAACUCAAUCGCAAGCAAGUCAUAUUCCUCAAAGACUUAGUGUUGCCAGCCCUCCUGUACCCAACGUAGGGUCAUGUUCAGCGAGCGUGAAUUCUUUGCCUGUAUUGUUAAGUCGCCUGUUGGCUUCCGCAGCUGCUAACUCUGAAUGGUCAAAGUUGAAUGAGAUUAGUAAACCUCAAGGUGUUCAUAUGCGUCCUUCUUUCUUAGCAACUAAUUUAUCAUCGGGUGCAUCUACUGUAGAAAAUCAGGAUAAUACGAAUGUUCAGUCUGUAGUGAAGGCACCAACAGGCCAGACUAGUAGUAUUCACUCAACUCAGCCUUCGCAUCAGCAGCAGCAACAACAACAAAUGACUCAAAUACCGUCCCAUCACCAACCCACUCAAAUUCAUUCACAAUUGCAACACUCUUCCCAACUUUUAUCACAGCAACAAGCUUCUCAGAUGCAAUCGCAUACACAACAGCAAUCUCAAACACCACCAGUUCCAACACAGCAACAAACUUCACAAAUAUCUGGACAAGGUCAGCAACUUAAUCAACUUCAGUCGUCAGCCCAACCAACUCAAAUGCAGCAGCAUCAACAAGCUGCUCAAAUACUGUCUCAAGCACCGUCACACCAGAUCCAGCAACAACAACAACCUCCGUCAGUUACUCCUCCUUUACAAACAAAUCAAAUGAAUCAACAACCAGUUUCUCAAGUGACAGUACAACAGCCGAUGCAUCAGACUCAGUCAAUGCAAUCAACACAACAGCAACCUCUCCCAAUGCAAACUCACCAGCAACUGUCUCAGCAAUCUCAUGCGUUACACCCAUCGACACUGCAACACUUUCAGCAUCAUUCACAGCAGUUACAAUGGCAACAGCAUCAGCAACUACUGAAUAAUAUCAUGCCGAAACUGUCUGCACCUGCACCAUCUAAAGAUAGAAAUCAACAACAACUUUCUUUACCUGCAGCUCAUACAUACCUCAGCCAAAUAUUGCCAGAGUUAGCGAAUGCUGUACGUCUACUUCAGCAGACACCAGAUAGUAAUAAUGCUGGUUUGCUGUCUGUAGACGUUCAAAAUAAGUUGAUCACGCUUUUACAACAACAACAACAGCAGCAGCAACAACAACAGCAACAAUCACAACACCAACAACAGCCACAACAACAACAGCAGCAACAACCACCACCACUACAACACCAGCAGUCACAACAACAACAACAACAAUCUGUGCAACAAGUACAAAACCAGACUCAACAACAAUCAGCAAAUCAUGAUGUAACAUUUAAUUGUACAGGAACAAAUGUUGCAGUGCCUUCCUGUUUACCUGGAAAUGGUCAAAUAUUAAAUAUUCAUCCUAUAUCUACGAAUUCAAAAUUGCCUAUAUCAUCGACUAUGAAUUUAGCCUCUAUGAAUCGUUUUAAUGUUACGCCUUCUCCUGUUUCGUCUAACACAUCUGUGCCUAUGCCUAUUAGUUCUGUAGCAUCUAAUUGUACUCGUGAUCAUCAUUUGGUGUCUCAUGAUGCAGCUAAAGAUAUGAUGAAUAAUGUUGAUCAUUCCCUUGUUAAUAAUAAUAUACCAACAGAAUCGAAUAUGGCUUCGACUAGACCCAUAAAUUCAGGUGGAACAACUAUAGCUAACAAGUUUACGGUUGCUCCUGCAAGCCUUGAAGAUGAUGAUCCAGUAUCCUCUUCUGCAAUUGUGCAAGGAUCUACAUCCAAUCAAAGGCAACAAGCACCACCAAGACCACCUAGACAACAGCGUAACUAUCCUGGUUCUACGCUUGGAAUGCAUACAUCAAAUGAAUCACUAGGGCAUGGAUCAGUUGGUGGUACUGGUAAUGCAAAUGUCAAUAUGACACCUAGUAUGAAUCAUGGUUUACCAGUUGGAACAUUGACAAGUGUUAAUUCAGCUUCAAAUGCUCCAUCUGCAAACAAAGCAGUUCCUUAUAAAUAUCCAACUGAGAAUAUUCCCUCUCAACAUGGUCCAUCUACUACAACUAUGCCGACUACUACAUUGACUGCUGCUCUACCUCAAAUUAAUAAUCCUCAUCAAUCUACUCUUUCAUCGUCUAGUGUAACAAAUACAGUACCACUGAAUACAAUUCAUUUAUCUACUACUGUUAGUAAUUCUGUUUCUACUGUAUCAAGUCAAAACCAACCUGGAUCUCAACCGCCAACUUCAAAGUGAAUUUAUUCUACUGGAAGAAAUCAGCAUGGUCUUUCUAUAAGGAUCUGUAUCAAAAUCUACAGUCUUAUUGUCAACAGUCGUGUCGUGUCUUUGCUGUCUGAUUUUUUUGAUUAUUGUAAAAGCUUAUUUUUCAGUCAUCCUGUUGUUGUUGUUGUUGUUUUUCUCUCUUUAGUAACCCGGUGUUUUCUAGGUUCUUUCAGGUUUCACCGUAAUUAAUUAACUUGCAUAUAUAUAUUUAAGCAAUAAUUUGCUGUAACACUCACUCAUUCACUCACACAUAAAUACAUCCAUACACAUACACACAGAGAUUCCUGUUUCUUUUUUCGCUCUCCUUGUAUUCUUCUUGAAAAUUGAACAUACUUCACAUCCUGCGUCUUUCUAUACGAUCUUUUUUCUUCUUUUCGUUUUUUUGUUGCUUUUGUGAAGGUCUUUAUGCAUAUAACCCAGAAAUAAAGAAAAGUGUGUAUAACUUUCUGUCACAAUAUCGUAUUAUAUAAUAGUCGUGCAAAAGUACUACUACAACUACUACUAGCUUCGCAUGUUUUUGGUCAUUUCAUUGUAUCAUGUUCUGUGCCAAAAAAACACCACCAACAACAACUUGUAGUUUUGUUUUGUUUUUAUUUAAUCUAAAUUUUUAAGAUAUGCGCAUACCUUUGUUUGUUCCUUGGCCUACACACACAUGUUACAAUGUAUAAUAGUUCAUAAAAUGUCAUUGUUGUUCUUGUUGUUGUUGCUGCUUCGCUUUCAAAGUUGACUCGUUCUCACAUUUUCAUUCUCUGUUAGAUUUCGAUUAUUACUUAAUGUGGUUAUUUGAUUUCUUCAAUCAAAAACAGAAAAAAUAAUAAGAAUAAUAAUGAUACAAUCAUCAACACACCCCUUUUUUUCUGUGUGACUGUUUCAUUACUUUCCUAUCUUUUCCUUAUCGACUGCUAAUUUAUUUCGUUGUUAACUUUGUUUUGUGUGUUUUCUGUUCUGUAUUACUCAUUCGUCCGUAAUCUCGGUUGUUAAUCUACUGUGCUUUGUCUCUUGUUCGUUCUCUCUCUCUACAUAUAUACACUUACUAUUUGUUUUGGUGGGUCUUUUUUCUCCCACGUGUACACGAUACACACAGUCACUUUGCAUUAUCAAAGAGGAUAUUUUAUAUUUGUAUUAUAAAUAUUCCAAUCUCUCUCUCUCACUCUCUGUCUCUAUGCAUUGGUUAUUUCUCGUUUUUUUUUAAGGCAUACAACAGUGGUUCACAGCUUUGAAAGCUUACAUCCAUCAAAUAAUUCACAUUAUUGUUUGUUAUUCUUAUCACAUAUAUAUAGUUAUUGUUCUCGUUAUUUCAUCAUCAUUUCUGUUCCGCUCCCACCUCCUACUCUCUGUUUCCACUUACACCUCUGUCUUACUGCCUACUUACUGCUUUGUACAUUUUGUUUUGUUUCAUCUAAACGACUGGAUGAUGAGAAACGACGGACUACACACACAGUUUAAGAAUACGAUAUUGUAAUUUGUGGUAUAUAUAUAUAUAUAUAUAUGCACAUAUAGAGAUUAAUUUCCUUAUAAAAUAAUUUAUAUUUGUUCUUUCUGUACUUAUUGAUUCACAUAUAACAGUCAUAUAUAUAUAUAUAUAUGCACUUCAUGACUGAUUGGGUUUCACACUUUGUCUGUCUCCUCUCCUUUUCCGUCUAAUUGAGCUUCCAUAGCUUUUUCGUUCUUCUUUCCCUCCUUGUCAUCUUUAUUGGGGAGGGGAAACUUUCUUUUGUCUAUACUUUCAUUACACAAUCAUUCCAAAAGUAAAGUAUCUUGUUGUUUAUAUAUUUAUUAUACGCUUGCAUGUGUAAACACAGUAGGAGAGUAGACUGAUUGAUUGAUUAGUUUCAUCAUUUUUUUUUAGUUCCCAUAGAUGGAUACAACAUAUGCAUAUAUAUACACACACACAAACAAACAGGCAUGGUGAUUAACUUGACAGAUGUAAUUGCGAUCGGAUUAAUUUCGUCAUUUUCGUUUUCUUCAAUUUUCUUCAGCGUUUUCAUUCUCUUACUCUGUCUCUCUCCUCUUUUCUAUCAAAUAUAUACAUACUCAGUUGUGUAUCAGAGCUUGCUUUACAUAUUAUAUUGUCUUAUAUAUAUAUAUAUAGGUGACUGUUUUACUGUUGAUCGGGUUUCGCAGUGUUUUUAAAAAUAUAUACAUACAUAUAAAUUAAUAGAAUUGUUGAGCAAUA